Messenger RNA from Anisakis simplex (herring worm), 2550 nucleotides. NCBI's taxonomy places the organism in Eukaryota, Metazoa, Nematoda, Chromadorea, Rhabditida, Anisakidae. The record is from the annotation of a GenBank genome assembly.
UGCCGUUCCUGUCUGCUGUCACAUUUGAGUCACGAGUCACGCUGUCCGAAAUGCGCGUGUGAUCUCGGUAAUGAGCUAUCAGAGGCGUUUAUUCGUGAUGAAACACUACAGAGACUUGUCUAUAAGAUGGUGCCGGAUGUGUAUUGGGAAGAAAUGCGACGACGAGGUGAAUUCUAUAAGAGACGAACCGUAUCAAAUGACGAGAAGGCGUUGAUGUUCGAGAAGAGCCUUAUACAACUCUCGUCGGAAUUAUGUGCACCAAACGAGUUGGUUUCAUUAUGUAUCGAGUAUGUAUCAGCCGGACCAUCCGAUUCGGAUGAGACGACGCAAACGAAUCAAAUGGAAAUUGAUAAGGAUGACGAGGACGAAAUGAAACCGAGCACGUUGGCUGAGGCCGAUCGAAUUGAAAAACAAGAGCGAUACUUGUUUUCCUUUAAGAGGUAUUUUCGAUGCAUCGCAGCCACAACAAUCGGAGCACUACGGAAGCUGAUGGAAGCGAAGUUGGAGGUGUCCGAUACAUAUAAGUUAUUAUUUAUCGAUACAGAAUGUAAUUCAACAUUGGACGAUUGCUGUACAUUACAAGAUGUUGCCUAUAUGUUCUCGUGGAAACGUGAUGCACCGAUGCGAAUUUUAUUCACUCUCCAGCGUCAUCUAGAGGAGGAGAAGCCGCCAGUGUUGGAUAUGGAAUUAAUGCCUGAACUGGUUGCUGAAGAGCCUUCGCCUCAAUCGUUGUCAGGAGCUAUGCCGAGCUGCGCUCUCGAAACAGCGGUUCAACUACCCGCUUUGACAGUAUCGCUGAAUACGUCUAUGAUGGAAGGGGGCUCUAUUCAUCAACCCAUUAUUACUACUGGUGUUCAACCUCCGCCCAGGAAGAAACGAAAACCGUCGUCCCCAACCAAGAAGCAUCAGCAACAUCAUCACAAUCAACACCAGCAAGCAGCGUCGUCGUCAUCUGCUUCUGUCUCUCCAGCGCCGCCUCCAAUCCAAAGAAUGAUCGGAGUGUCGCCGUUGGCUAAAGGGCCUCCACCAGUCUCUCAACCGCAGUCAUCUCCACAAUCAUUAACCAAUCGUGGUGCUCAUGAUAAAUCUGAUUCUACUACUCACAAUUCAAACAGCAACACUGCUAGCAGUAGUAGUGCAUUUAGUUCAGCGUCCUCCUCAAAAAAGACGCCAUCUCCAUCAACAAACGCCAAUAAGUCAUCGCAUCAUCACGAUCGAAUUAAUCUAUUAUCAUCAUCGUCAUCAAAACAGCAGUCAUCAUCAAACGAUCACAAUAACACAAUAACACCUCCAGCAGCGAAACAACUCAAGUUGGAAUCCAAUACAACACUGCAACCGUCUGCACAAUCGCCCGAUGCCAAAUUCGUUUGUUCACAGAUUCAAAAGAUAAUUACUUCGUCAAACACGAGCACUUCUAAGCCAACCCCAGAAUCACCUUGUUCGAACACUUCAAUUUCAACGCAUUCCAGUUCGAAUAACAAUAACAAUGAGCACAGCGCCAGCAAUACGUCUUCGUCGACCGAAUACGAACCAGGGGCGGAUGGCGCUUGUCUGUCCAGCAGUUCCAAUAGUGCCAGUUCAACGACAACCCAUUCUUCGAAUACCAGCAAACCACAUAACACCAACAGUAAUUCAGUUGCCUCGAAUAAAAAUCAGUCGUCAGCCAAUGAUAAUACUGAUAAAAAUGACAACAAAAAUGCGUCAAAUUCGAGUACUUCCUCGAAUGGUCAACAUAAUAAUACGACCCAUAAGAGUGCGAAUGGUCAGUUGAAUGCACAAAAAAUCACCCAUCUGAUCAGCAAUGAUACUAAUAAUAAAGAAUCGAGCAACACUUCUAAUCAUAACACCAAUAACAAUAUGUCGUCAUCCCAAGCACUCUGUGCUAGUGCUCCGAACUCGAAUAUUCCAAAUAACCAACAACCGAUUCAUCCGCGACCCAUUCAGCCACGUCCAGUUGUUGAACCAAAGACCAAUUAUGAAGCAUUAGUGAAGAGUUUUUCAUUUUCUGCAUUCGCUUUGGAUGCGAAACAAGCGAAAAAUUUCGCAGCACAUGCAAUGCACGUGCAAUCGUCAAUAUUUCUCGAUCCAAAACUCGCAGCACAACCUAUCAAACAAGUUUUAUCCAGUAGGGGAAUGCCUCUCAUGCCCGACACAUCACCAUAUUUAAGGCAUCAACCCGCGCAACUCGCCGCCAGUUUUAUGCAGCAUCUGCAAAUGCAAAGGUUUCAAGCUGCAGCAGCUGCCGGCUUGAGUCCUACAGUGACGAGCGCCUCACUCUUGCAUCAUCCGGUCAGCGGCGGAUGUCCAACUCCCCCGUCAGCUCCGCCAACUCCAUCGCUGGGUCUGAGUCUCCCUCAACAACCGCCCACUCAACAGCAACUGAAACUACCGACUGCAUCUGCGGGUAGUGCUCAGGCAACGAAACUGCUCAAUCCGAAGUCGUCAUCGUCUGUGCAUCAGUCAACGUCCUCGUCAAAAAUCCAAACAAAAAUUGGUGCCUCAUUGCAGAUUCCAACCGCGCAUAUACCACCGUUCAUGAGUCAGAGUUAA